Nicrophorus vespilloides is the source of this 560-nucleotide messenger RNA. RefSeq names its product larval cuticle protein A3A-like. The record is from RefSeq and is a predicted model, not a curated record. NCBI's taxonomy places the organism in Eukaryota, Metazoa, Arthropoda, Insecta, Coleoptera, Silphidae. Bases 3 to 560 code for a protein of 185 amino acids. Gene Ontology annotation, cellular component: extracellular matrix. The transcript is spliced from 2 exons.
CAAUGGCUUUCAAGUUCGUAACAUUCGCCACCCUUUUGGCCGCCGCCAACGCUGGUCUCAUCAGCUCCCCAUUGGGUUACUCCGCCCCAGUAGCCAAGUUCGGUUAUGCUACUCCAGUCGCCAAAUUGGGAUACGCCGCUCCAGUUGUAGCCAAGGUUGCUGAGGAAUAUGACCCAAACCCACAGUACUCUUACGGAUACGAUGUCCAGGAUGCCCUCACCGGUGACAGCAAGUCCCAACACGAAACCCGCAAUGGAGAUGCCGUCCAAGGAAGUUACUCUUUGGUCGAUGCUGACGGUUUCAAGAGGACCGUAGAAUACACCGCCGAUCCCAUCCACGGAUUCAACGCCAUCGUCCACCGUGAACCUUUGGGUGUUAAAGUAGCUGCUCCAGUUGUCGCUAAGGUAGCUGCCCCAGUCGCCUACUCCGCCGCUCCAGUUGCUUACUCUUCCCCUUUGGCUUAUGCCGCUCCAGUAGCUAAAUUUGCCGCUCCAUUGGCCUACACCGCCCCAGUCGCUAAAGUAGCUUACGCCGCUCCAGCCCAAUACUACCACCAUUAA